GAAAUAAAAAAAACAACUGUCAUUGGCCUCAGCUGUUUCAAUUUGAGGUUAUGUUUUAUUUUAUUCAAUACAAAAUAAACUGAGAAUUCUGAAGAAAUGACUCUUUUAUCUUAUGCCUCUAUAAUACUUCGAAAAAGUGCUGCUCUUCGUUAUCCCUUCAAUUGUCAAGGAUGCGCAAAUAUAGUCAGAAAUGUGACUUCAAGCUCCGUAACUACAAAAACAAUUCAUGAUAUAAAUACAAACGUAGUAAAGGACGUGAUUCUAUUUAAAUAUGAAAACCCAAAGUUCUACAAGUACAUGAACUUAUUCGCAGUGGUACAGUAUAUGUUUUGGUCGUAUCUGGGCAUAUUUGCUUUUUCGUCUUUGCGAGAUGCGCCGGUCGAUAAAUCAAAGAUUGACGACGAUACGCCGUGGUUUCGACGAAUAAAUCUCGGUGAAAACAAGUAUAGAAAUACUUUGGGAACUUUAUGUGUACUAAUCGGUUUUGGAUCCAUAGCUAUGAUAUGGAUGUACACACUCAAGUCAGUCCGUUAUCUGAUCCUCAACAAAGGUGGAAAGCAUGUGACAUUUGUAACAUACACUCCUUUUGGAAAGAACCGGAUAAUGAAGGUGCCUCUUGAGUUCGUGUGCUGUAAGGAAAGCCGUGUCAACGCAAGAGUUCAGUUGCCGCUAAAAGUAAAGAACACCUGGAUGCAUUACAUGUUGGACGUGCGAGGAGAGUUUAAAAACCCACUGCUUUUCGAUAGCACAGCCGGUCUUGCUAGGAAAUGGUAAACUUUAAAUGCCACAGAAAUAAAUGUAACAUAAUGCUAUCUUGUAAAUAAAUUGAUUUGAUUAGUCUUAUUUCAUUGAUUUCUAUCAUAAGUUACCAUCUGAAAAUUGAUUUUAUCUAAGAAACUUAAAGCAUUUGGCAGCUUUCUGUUGGCAGUUUAAAAUUAAAUCUUGUGAUAUAGUUUAUAGCAGGGCUUUGUGAUGUGUUAACUUAAAAUGUUAGUAAUAAAACAUACAAAUGAGAUUUAUGAGAAAAAAAUCUUUAUUUAUAAUUAGAGUAACGGAAAAAUCAUGUCUGUCUCAACACAAAAUAAACAUGAAGUACAAAUGAUAACAAAAAAUAAACUUCUCUAUUUACAAUACAUAGUUACAUUGAUCUAAUGUUAAAUGCUAGAAG
Messenger RNA from Ostrinia furnacalis (Asian corn borer), 1168 nucleotides. RefSeq names its product transmembrane protein 223. Lineage: Eukaryota; Metazoa; Arthropoda; Insecta; Lepidoptera; Crambidae. Gene Ontology annotation, cellular component: mitochondrion. The record is from RefSeq and is a predicted model, not a curated record. Gene Ontology annotation, biological process: nervous system development. The coding region runs from base 97 to 774 and encodes 225 amino acids. The transcript has 2 exons.